Molecule: messenger RNA, 4651 nt
Organism: Chrysemys picta bellii (western painted turtle)
Lineage: Eukaryota; Metazoa; Chordata; Testudines; Emydidae
Source: RefSeq, a predicted model, not a curated record
GAUCUGAAACAAUGGGUGACUGGAGCUUUCUGGGGAGACUAUUAGAGAAUGCACAAGAGCACUCCACGGUUAUUGGCAAAGUUUGGCUGACGGUACUAUUUAUCUUCAGGAUCCUGGUGCUGGGGGCUGCUGCUGAGGAAGUCUGGGGAGAUGAACAAUCGGACUUUACAUGCAACACCCAGCAACCUGGUUGCGAAAAUGUCUGCUAUGACAAAGCCUUCCCCAUUUCCCACAUCCGCUUCUGGGUGCUGCAGAUCAUCUUUGUCUCUACGCCAACCCUCAUCUACCUGGGCCAUGUGCUGCACAUUGUGCGCAUGGAGGAGAAGAAGAAAGAGGAAGAGCUAAAAAAGAAGGGAAGCAGCAGGGACAGCAACCACCAGGGGGGAGCAGCAGCAGCAGGUGGCCGAGGGAGUAGCAACAACAGCAGCACCAAUAAGGAGCCACCCCCAAAGAAGGAGAAGCCACCAAUCCGUGAUGAGCGGGGUAAAAUACGCAUCAGUGGUGCCUUGCUCCGCACCUAUGUCUUCAAUAUCAUUUUCAAAACUCUGUUUGAGAUAGGCUUCAUUGUGGGCCAGUAUUUCCUGUAUGGCUUUGAGCUGAAGCCACUCUAUCGUUGCAGCCGUUGGCCUUGCCCGAACAUUGUGGACUGCUUCAUUUCACGGCCCACUGAGAAGACCAUUUUCAUCAUCUUCAUGCUGGUGGUGGCAUGUGUCUCGCUGCUGCUCAACAUGCUUGAGAUGUACCACCUUGGAUGGAAGAAGCUCAAGCAAGGCGUGACCAACCAAUACCGCCCUGAUCCACUCCCCAUUGCACCAGCUACCAUUGCAAGGGACUCCAAACCUGUUACUCUGCCAUUGCCAUCUCCGGCAGUGUUCCCUACUGUCCCGCCUGCUCUGCCGGAUUCCCGUGCCAUCACUCCGCUGCUCUCUUCACGGACUGUGCCGCCUUACUAUGCUGAAGCCACUGCUAGGGCACAACCAGCCACCACAACUUCCCUGGCUGGCUACUCCGGGGCUCCUCCAUUUUCUGAGGAGCGACACAAUACUGCCACUCCCAUUCCAACCUCCAUCCCAAUCCCAACUCUAUCCCCCAUCCCAACACCUAUGCAAGCCAUCACCCCCUACUUCAAUGGCAGCAGCCAGGCCUUAGCUGCCGAGCAGAACUGGACCAAUCUGGCAGUCGAGCAGCAGAGGAAGCCACCAGCCUCCAGCUCAGCUGCCUCCUCUCCCCCCAGCAGCAUCGGACAACAAUCGCCAAAGCAAGAGGUGGCCAGUGAGCAGCUGCUGCCAUCGCCACCUCUUUUGCCACCUGUAGCAGCAGUCAAUAGCAGCAGCAGCACCAGCCUGAGCAGAGGAAGCAGCAGCAAGUGGGAUGUAGAAGGUGAAGAGGAGGCCACAAAGGAGUGGCCAGUGUCAGCUGCCUGCACUACAGUAGAAAUGCAUGAGCCGCCACUGCUCAUAGACACACGGCGCUUAAGCAGGGCUAGUAAGUCAAGCAGCAGUAGAGCCAGGUCAGAUGACUUAGCUGUGUAACGUGGUCCCUAGCACUGGGAGAAGCAAAUGAUGAAAGCAAAGUGUGAUGGGGAGCUGCAUGGGGAUGAGGCCAUGCCCCAGUACAGGGGUGAGGGAGGCCGGGGUUCCAAACUUUGAAGCUUGCUGUUCUUGCACUCUGUGAGUUGUAGUGGGGAUAAAUAUCUACAUUUUCUAGUAGGUCAGGGGUGGCCAAAGUGCAGCCCGUGGACCAAGGGACCAAUCCCUCUGUCAUUGACAUCAAUGACAAACAUCCCAAUGGCAGCCAUAUGGAGGGCUUGCACAGAUGACAGGUGGUGGCACUGGCAGUGGUGGCAGCUAGCCAUGUGCCUUCAUAGGGAAGCUCUUCCAAGAACAAUGUUAAUACUCUUAGCCCUCACCUUCACUUCCACUCAUCUUAUAUAAGCACUUCAUGAGCAGAGGCCUUGACUUCUUUCCUUCCUCUGAAACCCCAUGCACACCUGUUUAACCACCUCCUUGAAAAUGAGGAUGGCAUAUUGCCUGCUGGCACCUGUCAUCUCUGUGGACCAAAUCUGCCAUAUUAAACAUCAGGGUGACAACAUUCUCUUCCAUUUAAUGCAAAGUAGGGCAGCCUUUGCACUCAUGGCAAAUUGCCAAUGCGACCCUGUUGGCUGGGCAAAGUUUGGAUAACCCCUGUAGUAGCUUUUAUCAUUCUGAGCUUCAUCUUUGUAUUAUUAUAAUAAUUUUUUUACUUUUGACCUAUAAGGAAAUGUCCAGUUUGACCUUCUGUCCGGUGUUUGCCAACUGCGACCACACAAUUUUUUUAAACCCAUGUAUGCCUUUGAAUAUGUUUGGUUAUAUUUUGAGAUGACUUCUGAAAUUGCUUAGAGGAGGACAGGAAACUAAACCACACACCUCAUAAAAUAUUACACAGAAUAAUUGUAAUCCAGAAAGAAAGGAUUAUGGUUUCAGUACACUGUGACCCCUUAUGUUGCUCAUGAACAAAACAGUAGGUUAAAGUAUGGUACUGCAUUUUAGACUAUUAGAUACAUGCUUUUAUCAGCUUAAGGUAGUUGGGAAAAUGCUUAAUAGAAGUAAAACUAGAGUGCAUACCUUUAAAGUAUUUGAGCAGUUUUAGAAUAAAUUUUAAUCUGUAGAUUUAAAUUACUUGACAGUGUACUUAUACAUUUUAGUUUGAUCUUUGAUCUCACAGGAAAAAUUAAGGGGAAACCAAAGUAAAGUCCAAAGCAAUAUUGUUUCCUGCUGUGUUUUGUAAGUGAUUAGCCCUGUCCUACAACAAUCUGUAAUGUCUUACAAACCAAUAAACAGCAGACAUAGAAUAUACUGUACAGCAAAAAAGGUGACUAAAAUAUCAUGGCAACAUUUUAGGGGCCUCAGGGCCUAUUCUGAUUCCACAGAAGUCAAUGGCAGAAUUCCUGUUGACUUCCAUAGGAGCAGGAUUGGGCCCUCUCAUCUUGAAGUCGUUAUUCAAUCAAAACUCCAUUGGAAGUCAAAUGAAGUUUUGGGUGCAACAAGGAAUGUAGGAUUGGGCCCAUUUCCCUUAAAACUGUGAAGAAAAGUGAUGGGUAUUUUUCUAAGGAGUCAGCUUUCCUUAAAAGAGACUCCAUCUUUCAUUCCCAUUGUAACAAAUACCCUCAUAUAAGUCAGUCAAAAGUUUGAACUCCUGAUAAAGUUGGUGAGAGAUUUGGGUAUACAAAGAAUGCAGAAUCAGACCCAACUUUUGUUCUUGUGGUUGAAAAGAUCAUUUCAAUUAGUUGAAGUCCAGCACUAUUCCUCUGGCUGCCAUAAAACUGAACUUGUAUUUAGCUGUGACAUUCUGAGUACCUGUCCCAGACCUGAAGAAGAGCUCUGUGUACGCUCUUUUUCACCAACAGAAGUUGGUCCAAUAAAAGAUAUUACCUCACCCCCAUUGUCUCUCUCAUAUUCUGGGACCAACAUGCUACAACACCACCACAAACAAAGCUGAACUGCCAUAAUUAAAAUAGUAUAGCUAAGUUCACUUAAAUAACCUUUCCAUGUUCAAAAUGUGUUGGCCUGGCCAUGUAGUGCUUACUUAGGGAACUGGUCUCAACUUUGCCUAUGUAGCUAAAAGGCUACAAGUGCAACUGAUAAUAUAUAUUUUCCUAAACGUGUUGAUUUUAUUAAACGAUUAACAAUAUUUCCCAUCAAUACAGACUAAAAUGUUAUACUUUAAUAUUUCCUGAACAGAUUCAAAAUUAUUUCUGAAUAACCAUGGAACAGGGUUUGGGUUCUGUCUUGAGACCCUUAUACAAGUUGUCUCAUUGACUUCAGUUGACCUACUUGUGUGAGAAAGGGUUGCGGGAUGCAGCUCUGGCCUGCUAACAGUCUUGGAGUGGACACUGCAUAUAUAAUAAAGUCAAUAUGCAUUUGUUAAUAUGCUGAUUAACAAGUAAAACCAGAUAGCAACUAUUUAGUAGUCAAGUUUAAGGGAUCCUCUCAUGAGCUGUUUUAAGACAUUAAAAACAGACAAACAUACAAGCUAAAAGAAUUCUGCUCUCAGCUACACCCAUGCAACACCACUGAAACUAGCACAAAGUUAAUAGGGUUAUAUUAAAUGUACAUAAGGACAGAAUUUAGCCCUCAAAAUUUUUAGAUCUACUAACAUUUCUAGCAGUUUCUGAAUGACAGGUCAUUAUAUUGCUGAAGUAACAAUGUGCACCUCUAUAUUUUAAUGACUCAGAGCUGCAUCAAAAUUCAUAGGGCCAAAUUCUGCUCUCGUUUACACUAAUGUAAAGAGUAAAUAUCUCCAGCUGUAUAUUGAUAUAACUAAGGCCUUGCUUCAAAAAAGCAUUUUGAGUACAUGCUUUGCUGGAGCAGGGCCAGAGAGCAGAAUAUUGACCCCCUGUUACAUAUUGUCACUAAUCCUGCAAUCCUUACUCAGGGAAAACCCCCAUGGAGUGAGCCCAUACUAUAUAUAAAAAUCUAAGAGGAGAGAUUGUUAUAACUUGCUUAAAAUCAACUGAUAUUUAAUCUACCAUUUUCAGAUUAACAUGUGUGCACAGAGUUCAAAGAGUUUUGUGGUAUGUGGCAUUUUCAGGUAUAGUAAAGAUUGGACAGCUGUCCUUGCAAAAGACCCAUUUAUUUCAGCAGCAAAGAGUCCUGUGGCACCUUAUAGACUA